AUUUCAAUUUUAAUUUCACGUGAUGACAAGCUCAAGGAAAGCUUGCCUCCUUUCGAGGAUCACCGCGGGCGAGCUAAAAACUGUGGGGCAGGUGGGGUGAUGAGUAUUCAACGUGCUACGGUACUUCCAGAACAGUAGUGCAACGCAUCACGGCUCACACGACCCUCCCCCUUUUCACCAAACUCGCUUCUCGAUCCUUGCCAAAACAGUCGUUCUAUAUUUUCUUUUCCGGAAUCAGUAAUAGACAUAGUGCUUUAUAUCAUUCGGGCAACCGAAAUCGAACAGCAAUGGCGUCAAUGAAGGCUGCGAAUCGUUUGAUGGUGGCGUUUGAUGAGGGCAAGGGACCGAGCAUGGGAUGUUGGCAAAUGAUUCCAGGAAGUAACGUGUCGAGGACGCUGGCCAGAACUGGAGUGGAUUGGGUUGUUGUGGAUUGUGAGCAUGGAAAUAUGGAUGACGCGGCAAUGCAUGAAGCUGUUCCAGCCAUAGCAGCUUGCGGGGUGAGUCCAAUUGUCAGGAUACCUGAUAACCAGAGUUUUAUGGUCAAGCGGGCUCUUGAUUCAGGAGCUCAUGGGGUCAUUGUCCCACUCCUCUACACUGUGGAAGAUGCAGAGAAGCUCGUACUCAGCGCGAAGUUCCCUCCUCAAGGCCACAGAGGAUUCGGCUCUCCCUUCCCGCAAGAGAGAUUCCAUCCCGACCUAGGAUCAACAGAUUACCUGCAACAAGCAAACGAAUCCCUCUUAACCAUAGUACAAAUUGAGACGAAAGCGGCCCUCGAGAACGUCGACGGCAUCGCAGCUGUGCCUGGAAUUGACGUCCUGUUCGUCGGACCCUUUGACCUUGGGAAUAAUAUCGGCCAUCCAAUUAUCAAUGGUGUGAUGCAUGAUGAUUUACAUGCUGCUAUUGCACAGGUUCUGAGGGCUGCGAAUAAGGCGGGUAAGAAAGCCGGGAUUUUUUACAAAGUCUGUUUGGCCUUUGCGCAAAGAGAACAGUUGGCUCGAGUAAAAAGAGUGAUCCGGCAAGCAUGCUGCAGCAGUCUUACUGAAGGAUACAUGCCGUGCGACGUUCUCGAGAUCGAGAGGGAAGAAAAGUUCGUUGAGUUUAGAAAUCUCAAGAUGGCGCAAAAAUGUGUUCACCAGUCUUGCGGGAAGAUGUACUCAGACCCGGAAGAGGAAUGCCAAUACCAUCCUGGUCCACCGAUCUUCCAUGAGGGGCAGAAGGGCUGGAAGUGCUGCAAACCCCGCGUCCUGACCUUCGACGAGUUCCUCUCCAUCCCGCCUUGCACAACCGGCAAACAUUCCACCACCGACCUUCCCCCUACAAUCGAGAAGAAGCAGGUCGAAGCUUCAGACGAUAUCGCGAUCCCCAGGCCAGCUAUUCCUACACCUGAAGCUUCGCGAGGUCCUGUCUCAGCUCCACAGCCGACUGCUACCCCUCCCCCUCCCCCGCCAGAGUCAGAGGAUGAUGAUCCCAACUUAGAGAUCCCGAAAGGCAACACAUGUAGACGGAGGGCGUGUGGACAAGGAUACACGGGCGAGGGCCGAGAGGGCGAGAAGUGUGUUUUCCAUCCUGGUGUACCGAUAUUUCAUGAGGGCAGCAAGGGUUAUACGUGUUGCAAGAGGAGAGUACUAGAAUUCGACGAAUUCAUGAAGAUAGAAGGAUGUAAGACGAAGGACCACCAUCUAUUUGUGGGCAGCGGUAAGAAGAAGGGUGGCGGCAAUAGUGGUGGAGAGGAGUUGUUGGAGACCGUUCGGCACGACUUCUACCAAACGGCCAGCACAGUCAUCGCCUCCUUCUUUCUCAAGAAAAUCAAUAAAGACACUGCAAAAGUAGAAUUUGCCCACACGGAAACCAACCUCGACCUUAUCACCACCGACACACCUCCCAAGAGAUACAAGGCAGUAGUUCCUUUGUUUGGUCCGAUUGACCCCGAAGCCUCGGCAUUCAAGAUUAUGGGCACGAAGUUGGAGGUGACCUUUGUGAAGGCGGAUGGUAGUUCGUGGCCGGUGCUGAGAAGUGAUGAGCAAAGGACUGGCGAAAUUAUCCAAGUUGGCAAAGCCGGAAGAGCUCUUUAAGCUAGGUUGAAAAGAAGUUGCCGAAAUAGAGCUAUUCUCCUGGUCUUCAACGAAGAAGCAUUGAAGAAAGCCGAAUUAAGUGCCAUAGCAUUGAUUGAUGACAUUGU
Hyaloscypha bicolor E is the source of this 2179-nucleotide messenger RNA. Its product is annotated as Phosphoenolpyruvate/pyruvate domain-containing protein. The transcript is spliced from 9 exons. Gene Ontology annotation, molecular function: catalytic activity. Bases 288 to 2072 code for a protein of 594 amino acids. NCBI's taxonomy places the organism in Eukaryota, Fungi, Ascomycota, Leotiomycetes, Helotiales, Hyaloscyphaceae. The record is from RefSeq and is a predicted model, not a curated record.